Molecule: messenger RNA, 1971 nt
Organism: Brassica napus (rape)
Lineage: Eukaryota; Viridiplantae; Streptophyta; Magnoliopsida; Brassicales; Brassicaceae
Product: transmembrane emp24 domain-containing protein p24delta8
Exons: 4
Coding region: 164-955 (263 amino acids)
Biological process (GO): intracellular protein transport; Golgi organization; endoplasmic reticulum to Golgi vesicle-mediated transport
Cellular component (GO): endoplasmic reticulum-Golgi intermediate compartment; Golgi apparatus; endoplasmic reticulum
Source: RefSeq, a predicted model, not a curated record
CGGAUUAUGUCAUUUAAAAACAUGUAUAUUUUUAUAAAUGUAAUAUCUCAAAUGGGCUUUAAUAAAUUAACUUUAGAAAGCAUUGGGAUCCAAACAUACAUAUUGAAAAAGCCAAUAGAAUACUUGCGGCAGAAAUGGUAAAGACAAGUGUCAUUGAACAAUAAUGUGUUCACGUGUUUCACCUCGUCAAAAUUUUACAGGUGGCAUUAAAUGUUUUGACUCUCGUGGUCUCUGUGCAUCAUACCUUAACAGGCCCAAAACUUUGAAUACUGCAAAGAUUCACCUCUCUAGUCUCGCCAUGGAUCUUCUUCGUCAGAGCUUUGUUUUUCUUUUGAUCCUGACUUUGUUAUCUCCUACAACACUAUCAAUGCGGUUCGAGCUUCAUUCUGGCCAGAUGAAAUGCAUAUCGGAGGAUAUUCAGGAAAAAUCCAUCAGCGUUGGCAAAUACUUUAUUGUAAACCCUAACGAAGAUCAUCCUCUUCCUCUUCCUGCUUCUCACAAAGUCACCGCCAAGAUGAUGUCGCCAAAAUGGAAUACACUGCACGAAGCGGUUAAGGUGGAGGCUGGAGAGUUCUCGUUUACUGCGUCCGAAACUGGUGAUUACUUUACGUGCAUCUCCGCCGUUGAUUAUAAGCCGGAGACGACAUUGACCAUUGAUUUUGUAUGGACGUCUGGUGUUCAUUCUGUUCACUCCAAGGAUUGGUCUAAAGUGCCAAAGAGGAGCCAAGUCAAAAUGAUGGAGUUGUCGGUUAAGAGGUUAUUCGACACUGUUGAGUCCAUCCACGAUGAGAUGUAUUAUCUUCGUGAUAGGGAAGCAGAAAUGCAAGAGUUGAAUAGAUCCACAAAUUCGAAAAUGGCGUGGUUUAGUUUCUUGUCGCUUGGGGUUUGCUUAUCGGUCGCUGGUUUACAGUUUUGGCACUUGAAAUCUUUCUUCGAGAAAAAGAAACUGAUCUAAACAGUUAAGACUAAAUAUCAGUAAGAAAAGCUAUAACUUUUAAGGUUUUGAGUAUACAACUGAAAACAUUGAUUGAUGCAAUUCUUAAGCUUUCUCCCUUUUCCCUAAAUGAUUUUCUCUUUCAUUUGCUUUCUCAUUCUUAACAGUUGAAAAACGACAAAGUUAAAUAACAGGAACACACAGAAAUACUAUUAGUGUACUCUCUUAAGUAAACAAAUGCAAAUGCAACUUCGUAUGAGAAUAUGAUUAAUGCAGUUAUGCUAUGUCAGAAGGUGUGAAUCUUAAAAGAAAAAAUAUUAAAAUCCUCUAAAUUGCUCUUCGACAUGUUCAGUUUCAAUUCUAUGUCACCUUUCAGAUUGAUCAACGUGUUUUGGUUAGUCAAGUGACUAAAUUCAAGUCAUACAACAGAUUUAAAAUAUUAGACCUCAUAACUCACCGGUCAGAUUAUGAAACAGCUUCAGCUCAGAAAACCGGCAAACGUACAGGUACACACCCUUCUAAAUUCUCACCCUUUUUUGAACAAAUAAAAUUCUCACUUUUUAAUAGCUAGUUUUUGUGCUACGGAUGACGGGAUCAAUAUAACAUCAAACUAUUUUUUCAUAUAUGCGAGAAUCGCGCAAUAGCUUGUAUUGUUGGAUAUGUUUUACUAACCUGCUUGUAGUUGUUGUUGUUGGAUCUUGAUGUUGUUUCUGACAGGUGAUGUUAAGAGCAAACCUCUUUUACUGUAGCUAUUGCUGGUCAGAAAGAAGGACAUUUGAUGACUCUUAAACUUUGUUUCUUCUUGUUUGGUGGAACUAGGGAAGAAAAAAGGCAAGAACUGAAUAGAUCCACAAACUCAAAGAUGGCUGACCUGUGCAACUUUGUCUUGAAAACUUUAUUCCAGAAAAAUAAACUCAUACAAGUAGUAGACACACGCUCACAUUGUGUUAAGAUUAAGUACCAUUACAAAUAAGCUAAAUCUUUCAGUAUACAACUGAAUUCAUUUUAUUCAAGAGAAAAAGUAUGUUUAUUGGUUA